Ipomoea nil (Japanese morning glory) is the source of this 4197-nucleotide messenger RNA. RefSeq lists its product as uncharacterized. The transcript has 4 exons. Gene Ontology annotation, molecular function: calmodulin binding. The record is from RefSeq and is a predicted model, not a curated record. The coding region runs from base 190 to 3804 and encodes 1204 amino acids. Lineage: Eukaryota; Viridiplantae; Streptophyta; Magnoliopsida; Solanales; Convolvulaceae.
AAAAAUCUAAAAUAGGAAUCAGAUAUUAUGCAACCAUAAUUUACCAUAUGUUAUAUUAAUUCCAAAAAGUGGAAUAAUUACCAUCCCAUAUAUAAUCACCCCCACCCCAUCACUGUAGAAAAUCAAGACUUACCAAGAAAGUUAAACUACAGAGAAAUUGGUUCUAAUCUAUUUUAUUUAUUGCUGUAUAUGGUGGGAAUGGCAGUUGUUGAACCAACCUUUUCUGAGAGCUUGGCUGGCAGAAAUAGAAGGGAGACAGCAGAGCCCAAGAGGAAGCCAAGAUCAGUAAUCAGCUUCCCCAGAUUGCUUUGCUCCAGCAGAUCCUUAAAGUCCAGGCCGCCCGCAAAAUCCAGAUUCCGGUGCCUAAGGAUUGAUCCAUCCAGUUCUAGUGGUGGCUCGAGCCCGGAGAAAUCAAGCCCUGUUCAAAUGCCGGGUGCAUCUCCUCAUUUCAUGAAGGGCACUGCCUGCUAUGAUGCAAAGAAGGAAAGUUUUCAGGGAGGGAUUGAAUGCGAUGAUGUGAAGUCUGUUGAUUCUUCAAUAUCGGUGAAGCGUGACAGCAAAAGCAAGAACUUGAAAGGAGCCAGAAAGGCGAUUAAAAGUUUCGGAAGCACAAGAUCAUUCAGGAGGGGGAGAUCAAGGAUCAUGAAGCCAACUGCAAAUCACUCACCUUGUUCAGUAGAGACAUCGGAGGAUUCCCCGCUUAAUCAGAUGAAGGCGGCGAGCUGCACUGAAAGGAGGAAGGGUCAUUUCCUCCGGGCAAGUCCUCGAGGCUCUGAAUCUAGUUUUGAUAGCAGUGAUCAGAGUUCUCAGUCAAACUUGGCUGCUUCUUCUAGUGUGAAAUCUUUCCAGACUUUGAUGAGGAGUUCUAGCUUGAGAACGUUGAGGGUUAGUUUCAAAUCCAGGAGGCGUUCUGCGAAGUUUCUUCCCGAGGCCAAACCUGUGGAUACAGCAACAUGCUCUUCCACCAUUAAGAACUCCAAGUUCCCUGAAAAGGUUGAGCUGCUACCUGGGCAAGCUGAAUCGGAAAGAAUUUCAGUGUAUCGAGUUUGUUCAUAUCAUCAUUGUUCUCUUAAUGGACAUUCUCAUGAUUCACCAUCAAUCCCACCAAAGCGCGUCCAUCCAAGAAGGAGAUGGUCAACAUCUGGGAAAACCACAAAACUAAGCACAAAAGAAUUAAUUCCUAUUGAUACUAGUCAGAUAAGCUCUGGUGUUGAUCCUUUAAUGCAUAAGAAAAGUAGUCCACAACCAACCGUUUCUGUCACAGAAGAUAGCAGUGUGAGGGAAAACAGUGAAUCUUAUGCUGACCUGGUUGAAAUUAUCUUUGGGGAAACAUCAUUUCCAGAGAAGAAUUACCAGGAGACUCUCAAUCAAAUUGGGAAAACAGCAAAUUGGUGUUGUAGCUGCAAUUCUUCUAAACCCAAUGUAGACUCAGAGGAGUUCAGAGAGAACCAGGAAGAAAUAUCGGAGCCAGACAAGGGUCUAAUUGUCAAGCCAACUCCAGCUGGAGAAUUGGAAUCCAAGAACCUUCCACAAGUUGUAGAUUCUGAAGCCAAAUCCUCUUCUUUGAAGACACCCACACCCCAGGAUAGCAAAGAGAAGCAAUUGAGCAUGUGGAACCUUAUACAUCAUCAUAUGGUGUCAGGUCUUGCUGCAGGAUCCAACAACAAACCAUUGAACGGAUCCGAUGAAGCAAACCAUGCUGAUGAUUCAAACAAAUUACCUGCGGCACCAGAAAGUUCCAGGGUGUAUGCAGAUGUGGCUGCUGCUGCUGCAGAUCAGGAUGGCGAGAAUCAGGAGAUUGAAGUCCGGAAGCUUUUAGCGAUUAAGCUAGUACGAGAAGCAAUAGAGAAGGUUCUCCUUCCAGAAGUUCCAGACCAGUCAUCUGACGAUCAAUCAAUAACAAGUGAAACCACUUCAGAACAAGAAAUAUUGGAAAUCAAUAAAGAAAAUGCCUCUGUCCAAGAAAACUACAUGGAUGCUGACAGGAAUCAAGAUUUAGCCACUGCACUACCUGGUUCAAAAGAGUCAGAGUCAAGUGUCAUCACCGAUAGUAAUGGUAGCCAAGGGGAAGUGAAAACAAGAAGAGAGGUUGCAAUGAAAUCAGAGAGGAAAGCACCAAAACACUGGAGCAAUCUCAAGAAAUGGAUUCUUCUCCAACGGUUCAUCAAGGAAUUGGAAAAAGUGAAAAGGAUCAGCCCAAUGAAGCCAAGGCAACUCCAGCUAGAGCACGAUCCAGAAGCAGAAAAGGUUCGUCUGAGACCGCAAGUAGUGGACGAAAAGAGAAGAACUGAAGAAUGGAUGCUAGAUUAUGCACUACAGCAAGCAGUCAGCCAACUUGCUCCAACUCAGAGAAGGAAAGUGGAACUGCUUGUAAGAGCUUUUGAAACAGUGGUUCCACCUCAAGGAGGUAAUAACACUGAAGUCACACUUUCUAAGUUCAAAUCCAAUAGUGAAGAACACUUGCAAAUGACAAUCAAGGAGAACAAGUUUUCCUCAGAAGUAAAUGAAACAAUUCAUCCUGUUAGUGGUGGGUCUGAUGAAAGAUGCAAAACAGAGGAACUUGACGCUUCAAGUGGUAUAAUCCCAAGCUUAGCCCAUCAGUUUGAUGGAGAAAGCCCAACUGUACCUGGCAAGCAGAACAAGAAGGCAGCUGAUGCAAAGAGUGUUGCUCUCCAAGGCUCACAUGAAGGUGCAGAUUUAAAUUCAAAUUCUGAAUCUCCCACUCGUGCUUCAAUAAAGAGUACCAAGAGCACAGAGCUUGAUGCUCAAGAUGGCAAUUCUUUCACAAAUCCAAGCAUACUAGGAGAUGGUAGUGAAAGACUCCAAUCAACGAAGAAUAUCCUUGAGGAGACAGAAAGAAAACCAGAGCACCAACCUGAAGUUUGUGGUGGAAAUUCUCUGAUAGAAUCAAUGUCUGGAUGCAAAGGAAACAACAAUGGGGGAGACACGAAGCAUCUAGAAAAGCGGAAGUACAUCAGCAUGUGGCAUAUGAUAUCUCAGCAUGUACUCACAGGUGUUGUAUCAAAAGCCGGGACAGAGUUGCUUAAUGGAGCAGAUGAUGAGGUAGAAGAUGCAAUUACUGUGGAAGAAACCAAAACUCACCGUUCUUGCCAGGAUUUAUCGGAACCACAUGAUCACACAGAUGCAAUUUGUGAAAAUGUUGAUUCAGGCCAUCAGAGGAGAAAUUUCAGCAGAGAUGAUGCCAUCAAACUUGUAAGAGAGGUAGUUAAUGAGAUCCUUGUAACACAGGUUCAAGAUGAUUCCUCCGACACACAAUCAGUCACUAGCGACACACUUCCAGAGCAGGAACUCCCAGUCACAAGCCAGAUUGGAGAUGGAGAACACAAUGGAUCAGCUUUGAGUGAGGAGAACUUGAAAGAAUGUAACAAAAGUGAGGGUACAGUUACAAUGGAGAAAGAAGGAAACACGAGUAUAGAUGAUAGUAUCAUCAAGGAACAUGAAAAGAGAGAAGUUACUCUUGCUAAAGCCAAACCUGGGCUGUCAAAGUCCAAGAAUUGGAGCAAGCUGAAGAAACUCCUCCUCCUUAAGAGAUCAAUCAUGGCUCUGGAAAGUGCACGGAAACUCAAAUUUCCACCACAAAUAGACCUGCCACAAACACCUAAUCCAGAACCAGAGAAAGUGGAUCUAAGGCAUCAAAUGACGGAUGAAAGGAAGAAGGCAGAACAAUGGAUGCUUGAUUAUGCAGUCCAAAAUAUUGUCACUAAACUAACUCCGGCUCGUAAAAGAAGGGUGGCAAUGCUCGUGGAAGCUUUCGAAGCAGUUGUUCCACUCCCUGAAGUGUAAACUCAGUAGAUGUGCAUAUUUGUCAAAUCAACACACAUUCUAUUGAGACUGGCAUAUACAAGCUAGUAAGGUGGGAUAGCAAGAUCAAGCAGCAGUCAAUCAUUUGAUUUCGAUGGUGUCAAAUUCUUCUACAUUCUUUGAUAUAUUUCCAGCAAAUAGUGGUAAUGGUUUUGCUCGUCAUGGCUGCUUUAAUCCUGUUUCUCUAAGGUUGGAAGAAAGAACAUUGUCAAAAAUAUACAGGCGUAUGUCUCUUGUUCUUAUACUGAGCGUAUUUACAGGUUCUUCAAUGCAAUUAUAGUGAAAGUUGUCAGUACAUCUGUAAGGUUGAAUUCAUUAUUUAUUUGUAUACACUUCUUUCUUGAACUAGAAGAAAAUGAUGAAAUGGUAUUCAUA